AUGGCAAGCACGUUUCAUGAGAGUAUGGGGUCACACCCGUCUCAAGAUUCGAGUAAAACUCCGUAUCGAAAUAUCAGUUUUCAUAUUCCUUCGGCAGGAAAUGAGCAGUCAGAAUUGUGUCGAGAGGUGCCAGCGACUGUGGAUGAGUUUCGAGACUCUGGUAAAAAUGCUACAACAAAAGAAGAUGAGAGACUGGAAGUAGUUGCUGAAAGGUCCGUUGAACAACCUGAAGGCCCAUCACUUGGGAAUCUCAGUACACCACACUUUCACUCUUUCAACACAGACAAGUCCAAAAAUCCGUCACAGAGUCAGGAUGAGACUCUCGCCACAGUACCCAUUGCGAAGCUGCAACAAUUGGUCGAAUACGGCAUACAAGUCUUACAAGAGAGUAGAAAGAAGACGGACACUAUCGAUCGAGACUUGGAGCACAAUGAUCCAGAGAAUAUCCAGGACGCCCCGGGCUCUGAAGCUUCGCAUGUCGCUGAUGUGAGAGGGGGCAAGUCUAUCUCAUUUGUGGACAAAAUUAUCGUAGGUCGUAGGGGUAGAGAGGCAUCCCGAGGCAUGGGUCAAUCUACAAGGAGACUCGAUAAAAUCAAAGCUGGUAUUAAUCCUGAGCCAUGGAAAUUAAAAAGGAUCGAAGCAGAUCCUACACUUAUCAUUGACAUGGAGUUGCUUAACGGUCUAGCUAAAUCCGAAACCUUCCAAGAGAAGUUCGAAGAAGCCUGGUCGAAAUACUUCUUACAAAUUCGAAAGGUGUGGCUACGAAAGCGCCUUGAGAAUUAUAUGUUCAGGCGACGUUAUUCUUUCAUUGUUGAGUUUGGUUUCAGAAAUCAAGAUCUUCUUGGAGUCUUGAUUUCCUGCGCGAAACUUUUGGAACCAAGAACGCUGGUACCAAGAACGCUGGUACCAGGCAAAACUCCUGCAAAGCUAUCAGAGUGUAAGGUGGGCUUCAUUCUCCAAUGCUGUUAUAAAAAUGGCCUGCUGAAACAGCCCUUGCUUGCGAAACCACACGAUCCCUCGCCACACACGCCAUUUGGCCCUUCUGAUGUUCUCAGCGAUAGGGCUCAUGUCAGUUUAGUCGUCGUCGCAGUUGAAAUAUUAUGCGAUUCAGUAAGAUUAGCACACGCAAUACCUAAGCUUCUUAUGUGGGUACCGGACCUUCGUUUGAAUGAGGACCUGCGUUUGAAUGAAGAUUUUCUCGACCUUCAACUUGAAGAGCUUGUGGUCAUCAUUCGCGAAUCCACGGAGGAUUCUUAUUUUGAGUCUGAUUGUGCCACUGGAAGCACCAUGCGUAUUGAUGACCUGAAUAUAGCAGCACUCAGAGAAAUUGGCAAUCUCAGAAUAUCUUGGUCAGAAACUCUCGAAGAACAUCUGCUAUUAGAUAUUUCACAAAAGAUAUUGUAUCUUGCGUGGACAAGAUUUGAUAAAAAACCAUGGGGAGGACAGGAUUGUAGUUUUGGAGCGUGGCAGCGAUCGUGCAUUCAACAAGAUAGCAUAUUACAAAAAGAUAGUUCGAGGAAGUGGGACGGAUCUACAGUAAAUCAGUAUAUUAUGGCUACAUGGGAUAUCAUAUUCUCCCAUCAAUUAAAAGGGCCGAAAUUGGACGCGGAGACUUGCAAGAUUGCGAUGCGGAAAAAUUGGCUGGAAGGUAAACCAAACCAUCCCGAGCAAAUUCAAUUAUGUGAGUUACGCCAUAUAAUGGAAUAUCAUGGAUUGCCAAAAAUUGGUUGGGGAACGGACAAUAUUAGUCUGGCAAUCAAAAACAAUGCCGAAGUAUCAUACUCCGAGUUUGGCAUGUUUGAAGAUCGAGUUCGAAAGUUGAGGCAUUAUAUGGAUAAUCAGAAACCUCGAGGAAUCCGGCAGCUCUGGAGAGACAAGAGAGAUGCCUUGAACUAUUAUACUUUCUGGGGGGUUAUCAUAUUCGGAGCUUUGAGUGUGUUUUUGGCAUCUGCGUCUUUGGCUGUCAGUAUUGCUCAGGCUGUGGCUUCUUUCAAGGCUUUGCAUCUACCUUUGCCCUCUCAUUGA
Sclerotinia borealis F-4128 is the source of this 2025-nucleotide messenger RNA. Lineage: Eukaryota; Fungi; Ascomycota; Leotiomycetes; Helotiales; Sclerotiniaceae. The record is from the annotation of a GenBank genome assembly.